AAACCCAUAAACAGUCGUCUACUUUUCAGAACGUUUCAUUUCCAGUGAUUAGAAAAUAUUUAGUAGUUAUAUUGGCAAUAGUUUUAUAUCUUUUCUACGACAUUUUACCACCCUAGCUUCACAAAACAUCCGUGCUCGAGCGAUGUUACGCUCCCUCGUCUACGCAACGAAUCGUUUGAACUUUGAAAGCUGGGCAUGAAAGCCACCUUCUCCAGACCUCUCUCCAAGUGCCUACCCAUCCAUCUUCGCCUGUGCCCCACUCUUGCUUCCUUCUUCUAUUCAAUCCAAUGCUCUCAUAUCCCAUUCUCCUUCUACUCCCGAUUGAGAGCCCGCUCCCGGGCUGGAGAUUACUCAAGUCUCCUCUCUCUCUUCGUCCAUAUAUCUAGAGAACAAGCCUUGAAGCCCGACAGACCCACCUACCUCCUCCUCCUCAAGGCGUCGGCCACACUCCCCUCCCAUCCUCUCGGACUCUCCCUUCACGGCCACAUCCUCAAAUCCGGCUUCCAAGAUGACAUCUUGGUCGCUACGGCCUUAGUUGAUAUGCUCUCAAAGUGCAGGGAUGUUGAGGGCGCUCGCAAGUUGUUUGAUCAAAUUCAUGAAAGAGAUGUCGGUGCUUGGAAUGCGAUGCUAUCCAGUUAUGCUCGUAAUGGGUAUGCGGAUGCGGCGCUAUCUUUGUUUUCCUGGAUGGGUUGUUGUGGCACGAAGCCCAAUUCACUGACGCUCUCGAUUUUGCUUCAGGUGCGCUGCGGGUUCGGAGAUGAGAGGCUCGGGAGGUCCAUUCAUGCUUAUGCUGUUCGGCAGCAUGAGCUUGCUGGCAGUUUCUUGGGGAAUUCUCUUAUUGUUUACUAUAACAAGGCUGGCGAGUUUCAUAUUUCCAAGAGGAUUUUUGAUAGAAUGCCACGAAGAGACAUUGUGUCUUGGAAUGCAAUGAUAUCGGGGUACAUGCAAAGUGGAAAUGGAUGGAGAGCUCUGGAAAUGUUUCAUCUACUGAGGGAGCAAGGGCUGUGUCCGGACCUUGUCACCCUCGAGACAGCGCUGCAGGCAUGUGCUCAGAUAGGAAAAGAUGCUUUCCAUGAUGGGCAGUUGAUCCAUGCACUUUUGGUUAAGAUGGGAAUCGCCAUGGAUGUUUACGCUGAGAAUACUCUGCUUCUGAUGUACUGCAAGUGUGGAAAGGUGGAGUCAGGGCAGUCUUUGUUUGAUAAGAUGCAAGAGAGAAACGUGGUCUCUUGGAAUAUUCUAGUGAAUGGUUAUUCUCAGAUCAAGUGUCCUGAGAAAGUUCUGGCCUUGAUUCGUUGCAUGCGUUUUAUUGAGCUUGAACUAAAUUCUCAACUGCUGGUGAGUGCUUUACAAGCUAUCAGGCUAUUGGGAGGGUGUAUAAAACAUGUUAUAUGUCUCCAUUGCCUCAUUAUAGUUAUGGGAUUUGAUUCUGAUAUUUUUGUCUCUAGUUCCCUUAUUGCUGCUUAUGGUGACUGCUCUGAACUUGAAUUUGCUCACAGAAUCUUAGAUUGCGUGGUAUCUGAAAGGAGUGAUGCCACUGUUUGCUGGAACACCAUGCUUUCACUAUAUGCCCACCAUGGUUAUUUCUCUGAAGCAGUAGAACUCCUUGGCUGCAUGCUAAACAAGGCAUGCAUGUUAGAUGCUGUCACCCUUGUGAGUACCCUGUCUGUUUGUACCCAACAAUUAAAUUUGAGCUUGGGUAAAGCUAUUCAUGGAUACGUAAUCAGGAAUAAGUUUGAGUCUGAUGUUUUUGUUGGGACAUCAUUAAUAGACAUGUAUGCUAAGUGUGGACUUUUAAAUGCUGCUUGCUGGUUGUUUUCAAGAAUGCCAUGUCGGAAUAUAGUGACAUGGAACACAAUGAUACAUGUUUGUCAUGAGAAUGGCUUUCCCAGGGCAUCAUUGCAGCUUUUCCAUCUUAUGCAGCAGCAUGAUGGUCCCAUACUAGAUGCAACAACUGUUGUGGGAGUUAUAGAAGCCAUUGCUCAGAGAGGGUAUGAUAGUGAAAGGAACUACAUUCACAAAUUUGCGAUCGAAACUGGUCUCAGUAGUGAUGAGUUCAUUGCUAAUUCCCUUAUAUCUAUGCAUGCAAGAUUAGGUGAUGUUGACAAGGCAAGUGCAGUGUUUAAUAGCGCUAGCAAAGUCGGAACAGCUACCUGGAAUACAAUGAUUGCGGAGUAUUCUUGUCGUGGCCUAGUGGACAAGGCUAUAUCAGUUUUUCAUGCGAUGAAGCUAAACAAUGUAGCGCCAGACUCGAUCACACUGCUCUGUGUUCUUCGGGUCUCCGCAAGUCUUGGUUCAUUGAAUUGCAUUAUGUGGCUUCAUGCAAUCAUAAUGAAAGCUGGGUAUGAAUCUGAUCUAUUUGUUGGAACUUCACUGCUAGAUGUAUAUGCAAAGUGUGGUGACUUAAGCUUGGCUAGAUUGAUAUUUGAUAACAUGAACUCUAAGACAGAAGUAUCUUGGAAUUCCAUGAUUCAGGGCUAUGGCAUGCAUGGACAUGCAGGGGAAGUUGGCAAACUCUUUUCCCAAAUGCAGCAGUCAGGGCUAAAUCCUAAUACGGUUACUUUUCUCAUACUUAUAUCAGCCUGUAGCCAUGCUAGAGAUGUAGAGAAGGGCCGGCACUAUUUUGAUCUGAUGACUUGUGCUUACUCAUUCUUGACACGGAGAGAGCAUUAUGCAGCCUAUAUUGACCUUCUUAGCCGUGGCAGACUAAUUAAAGAGGCAUAUGAAGCUUUGGAGAAAAUGCCGAUAAAUCCAGGGGCAGAUGCUUGGGGUGCCUUACUGGGGGCUUGCCGGAUUCAUGGAAAUUUGGAAGUAGGGCUGGCAGCAGCUAAAAAACUGUUUGAGUUGGAUCCUUUGCAUUGUGGAUACCAUGUGCUAUUGUCAAACAUGUGUAUGGAGGCUGGAAGAUGGACUGACGCAUCUGAAAUCAGAAGAAAAGUUGAUAAAAUGGGACUCAAGAAAGUGCUGGGCUGGAGCAAGGUUGAGAGUAUUUAAUGACUUGCAAGAGAAGAAUAGGAGAGGUUGCUUUGCAGAUUGGAUCAAGAUUAAGCAAAUUCUUGCAUUUUCUAAUGCAGAUACAGAAGUAAUAGAAGGAAUUUUCUGGAAAAUGGACUCAACAAAGUACAGAUUUGGAGCAUGGUCAGGGCCUUCCUGCGACUGAUGAAAAUGUACGUCUGGGGUUAUAUCAACUACAAAUUCCUCGAUUUUACGCCCCUGCAUCCUUAUGAUGACUUCUCUAAAAUUUUACAGUUUCUUUGAGACUAGUUGCUGCUCAUUUCUGGAUUGGAAAUGAAGCGGAUGGUAAUUGCCUCUAAAACCAGAGAUCCUACGCUGAAGAUCGCUGCAUGACUACAAGAAGAGAUGACAUUAUUUUAUAGGUAAGUCCCAAGCACAUCACAUGCCAACUUGUGGCGCUAUCAAAUUGAAACACCACUGUGCAGCAUACCAUGCCAUAUGACACACAUCAAGCAGCACAAUCACCAGUGUGAGACAAGAAUUCUAUGCAUCGGUGUGAAUUGACCAGAAGUGGCCCAUAUCAUAUUGCUUCCAGGAUAUGUGAAGCUAGAGGCGACCAGACUGAAUUCUUCUUUUGCAUCCUACACAGAGGCUACGCAGGGCAUGGUAUGGGUCCGCUCAUAUUUCGCUGCAGAAUGUUCUAACCAUGAUGCCAGCUGGAAAUAUAUUGGCUCGUUAUUGUGUGUUGGAUUUGCUUAAAGCGGUAAAUCACCACUUUUGAGUCAUCACUCUAGACUGAUUGCUGCUCGGGGAUGGAGCACCGUCGGAUUGACAGCUGUUGGGGGGAGCUCAGAGCAGCAUGGGAGGGCAUCACCUAUGCGAGACAGGUGUUGCAGGCUAAGCAUAUCCUUCUGGAGGGGGACUCAGCGACGGUGAUUGACUGGAUAUGGGGUGAGGGGCGGAGAGGGAUAAUAACCCUCUGCUUUGUGAUAUCCGAUAGUUGGCAGCGGACUGUAGCGCCUUUCGAGCCAUACAUAUGUACCGCAAGACGAACAUGGCCACGGACUAGAUCGCCACAUAUGUAGCCCAGCACUCCGGAGCUACAGUUGAGGGAUGCCCCUCCAAUGCUGUGUCAUUUUCUCUUUCUUGACUCUAUUGGUUGUGCGCACGCUAGAGUAGUGUGAGCAGCUAUUAUAUCAAAAAAAAAAAAAAAAGAAGAAGAAAAGGAAAAGGGAAAGAAAGCUACGAUUCUGGAAUUUCUUUAUCCAUGUAUGCUAUAAAGGUAUGAAUACCACUUAUGUCAGCUAUAUUCAGCCACUUGACGUUUGAACCUCGAAAGAUAGCUCAAAAUUCCUCUCUAGUCUCUCCAACACACUGGAAUCUUCCCCUGUCCCAACUCGAACUAAGAAUGAUCUGUAUUUCAAUCACGACAGUCCAUAAUUGAUGCGAUGACAGUCCUAGUCGGAACGGAAGAGGAUCCCCUGUCCCAACUUGAACUAAGAAUGGUCUGUAUUUCAAUCACGACCGUCCAUAAUUGACGCCAUGAUUUAGUCAAGUCGGAACGGAAGAGGAUCCAAGUCCCUCUAAACCGGUGUUGGAGAUUUUAAUUCAAAUCGUUCGCCGUAGGCACAGAUGUAUCCCAUCAACUAAAACGGUAGCUGAGUAUGUCUUAGAAAUCAACUAUCGAAUCUUAAGCGACACUUACAGGGUUGACACGUCGAACGUACGGCUUUUCAGCUUCUUAGGCAACUAGAAGCCUCCUCCCUCCGUCUUCUAAGUUAUUAACUACAACACAAUCAUUCUAGAUCGAUGGAGCCAGAAAUAAUCUGGGAUACGUGCAGG
Molecule: messenger RNA, 4794 nt
Organism: Phoenix dactylifera (date palm)
Lineage: Eukaryota; Viridiplantae; Streptophyta; Magnoliopsida; Arecales; Arecaceae
Source: RefSeq, a predicted model, not a curated record